Charadrius vociferus (killdeer) is the source of this 2111-nucleotide messenger RNA. RefSeq names its product kelch-like family member 31 (gene KLHL31). The record is from RefSeq and is a predicted model, not a curated record. The coding region runs from base 207 to 2111 and encodes 634 amino acids. The transcript is spliced from 3 exons. Lineage: Eukaryota; Metazoa; Chordata; Aves; Charadriiformes; Charadriidae. Gene Ontology annotation, molecular function: protein binding. Gene Ontology annotation, cellular component: cytoplasm; nucleus. Gene Ontology annotation, biological process: negative regulation of protein phosphorylation.
GUGACAGCAAAGCGUCACACUGGAAACCACGAGCUGGGACUUACAAAGUGGCCUCUGAUCUUUCUCUCUUUUUUACCACAUUUCCUCUCUUUUUGUCUUCUCAUUUUUCCGAGGAAGAGGCAUUUUCAUUGACAGCUUCUUGGACAGGUCUGGGACACCAUUUUUCCGAGGAGGCAAGCUCUUGGCUGUAAUAUUUCAUUGCAGUCAUGGCCCCUAAGAAGAAGAAUGUGAAGAAGAACAAAGCAGACAUCAAUGAAAUGACUAUCAUUGUGGAAGAUGGCCCCCUCAGUAAACUAAAUGGCUUGAAUGGACUUCUAGAUGGAGGAAAUGGUUUCAGCUGCAUCUCAUCUGAAGUUUCUGACCCAUCAUAUAGCCCAAAUCUCUUGGAAGGUCUAAGCAGAAUGAGACAAGAAAAUUUUCUUUGUGAUUUGACUAUCAGUACCAAAACCAAAUCCUUCAGUGUUCACAAGGUGGUGAUGGCUUCAAGCAGUGACUACUUUCACAACAUCUUAAAGAAAGAUCCCUCCACUCAACGAGUAGAUCUCAAUGACAUAUCCCCAUUGGGUCUAGCUACUGUUAUCACCUAUGCUUACACUGGAAAACUUACUCUCUCACUUUAUACAAUAGGUAGUAUUAUUUCCACAGCAAUUUAUCUACAGAUUCACACCCUUGUAAAGAUGUGCUGUGAUUUUCUAAUCCAAGAAAUCAAUGUUGAGAAUUGUAUGUACAUUGCCAAUAUUGCAGAAACAUAUGGACUAAAAACAACCAAGGAAGCAGCGCAUAAAUUUAUUAGAGACAACUUUAUUGAAUUUUCAGAAACAGACCAGUUCUUAAAACUUACUUUUGAUCAGAUUAAUGAACUUCUUGCAGAUGAUGACUUGCAGUUGCCUUCUGAAAUUGUUGCAUUCCAGAUUGCAAUAAAAUGGCUGGAAUUUGACCAAAAAAGAGUAAAGUUUGCUGCUGAUCUCUUAGGUAAUAUCCGUUUUGGUACCAUCUCAGCUCAAGACCUUGUCAAUUAUGUGCAAACUGUGCCGAGAAUGAUGCAAGAUGCAGACUGCCAUAAGCUCCUAGUGGAUGCAAUGAACUAUCAUUUGCUUCCCUACCAUCAGAAUACACUGCAGUCCAGAAGAACGAGGAUCCGUGGAGGUUUCAGAGUCUUAGUUACUGUAGGAGGACGCCCUGCUCUAACAGAAAAGUCUCUCAGCAGAGACAUCUUAUACAGAGAUCCUGAAAACGGAUGGAAGAAGCUGAGUGAAAUGCCUGCUAAAAGUUUUAAUCAGUGUGUGACGGUGAUGGAUGGAUUUCUCUAUGUGGCUGGUGGGGAAGAUCAGAAUGAUGCCAGGAACCAAGCCAAGCAUGCGGUCAGCAAUUUCUGCAGAUACGAUCCUCGUUUCAACACCUGGAUUCACCUGGCAAACAUGAAUCAGCGGCGCACCCACUUCAGCCUGAACGUGUUCAAUGGCCUCCUUUUUGCAGUGGGUGGUCGCAACUCUGAGGGGUGCCUCUCCUCGGUUGAGUGCUAUGUGCCUGCAACUAAUCAGUGGCAGAUGAAGGCACCCCUGGAGGUGCCCAGGUGCUGCCACGCCAGCGCAGUGGUGGAUGGUCGGAUCCUGGUCACGGGAGGUUACAUUAAUAAUGCUUACUCUCGCUCAGUGUGCAUGUACGACCCCAGCAAAGAUAGCUGGCAGGAUAAGUCCAGCCUCAGCACCCCAAGGGGGUGGCACUGCGCAGUGUCCCUUCUGGAGAGGGUCUAUGUCAUGGGUGGGUCUCAGCUGGGGGGGCGAGCCGAAAGGGUCGACGUUCUCCCCGUGGAGUGUUACAGUCCUUACACGGGGCAAUGGAGUUACGCAGCGCCCCUCCAAACUGGAGUUAGUACGGCUGGCGCCUCCACCCUUAACGGGAAAAUUUACUUAGUGGGUGGCUGGAAUGAAAUAGAGAAAAAAUAUAAGAAGUGCAUUCAGUGCUAUAACCCGGAUCUCAAUGAAUGGACGGAGGAAGAUGAGCUGCCUGAGGCCACUGUGGGCGUAUCUUGUUGUACGAUAUCCAUGCCCAACACCAAGACCAGGGAGUCCAGGGCCAGCUCAGUCUCUUCUGUCCCAGUCAGUAUUUAA